Aspergillus eucalypticola CBS 122712 is the source of this 1173-nucleotide messenger RNA. Its product is annotated as NAD(P)/FAD-dependent oxidoreductase. The record is from RefSeq and is a predicted model, not a curated record. Gene Ontology annotation, molecular function: oxidoreductase activity. NCBI's taxonomy places the organism in Eukaryota, Fungi, Ascomycota, Eurotiomycetes, Eurotiales, Aspergillaceae. The transcript has 2 exons. The coding region runs from base 62 to 1066 and encodes 334 amino acids.
GCUUACGCUAAUUUAUUCCGCAGCAAUCAAGAACAAACGAAGCUACAAGUGGGAAAUAACCAUGGCCAUCACAGCCGACGUGCUCAUCAUCGGCGGCGGUCCCGCCGGCCUCGCCACGGCCCUGGCGCUAUCCCGCAAGUUACAUUCGGUACUCCUCUUCGACAGCCAGGAGUACCGCAACCGCCAGACAUCCCAUAUGCAUAAUGUCCUCGGAUUUGAUCAUGUGGAACCUGCCCGUUUCCGCGCUGCCAUCUACGACACCCUCCUGCAUAGAUACACUACCAAUACCAUCAUCGACAAGAAGAUUAUCCAAGCGCGCAAACUACCCCACGACGGUAUAGGGACCGGCUUCGAGGUCACCGAUGAAGAUGGAAUUUCAUACCUGGGUUCAAAGCUUGUUCUCGCUACGGGAGUACGCGACACCAUGCCCCCCAUUGACGGGUACGCCGAGAACUGGGGCCGGCUCAUAUUCCACUGCCUCUUCUGCCAUGGGUUUGAGGAGCGUGGCGCAGCAAAUGCAGGUCUACUGGUAGCAGAGAGUUCACAACUACAGGCGAAUCCCUCUGUGGGUCUGAUUCUCGGACAGAUGGUUCGUCGCUUCGCCGAAAAAGUAACCUUAUUCACCAACGGCAAUGAAGAUACUACGGUCGCCGUGAAAGAAGCCGGUGCGGAAGCGCAAGGGUUCAUUAUUGAAUCUCGCCCAAUUCUUUCGUUAGAACGAAUUGCUUCGGCUGAUGAGGGUUCGCGAGAUACCCUGCGGGUCUGGCUGGGACAACCAGACAGAGGGGAAUCUCCUAGCAGCUAUAUGGAUGUGGGUUUUCUCACGCAUAUGCCGGAUACAGUCGUUACAAAUGACUGGAGCAGCCAGCUGGGGCUGGAGCUGGAUGGAAAUGGGAUUUACAAGCAGAAGGAUGUCACGAUGGAGACCACGGUGCCAGGGGUUUUUGUGGCUGGUGAUCAUGCCUCCGUAGCGAAGGACGUUCCCAAUGCUGCGAGCAAUGCCACUUUUGUGGCUUCGGCAGUUGCAGUGCAGUUGACGGUCGAGCAUUCCCAGGGACAGCAGUAGAGUAGUCAGGGGUAAUGUAGAGUAGUAGCAUUGCGGUGGUGCAGGAUGUGUGGUGAUUAGGAAAUUUGCGAAGUGCUUAUGUACGGAGUAGCAUGCAUUAUUGGAAC